UUUGUGCGGCCUGUUUCUUUGGGUUUAUUAUUUAGGUAAUUUGUAUAAAAUAAUGGAUAACAACGUUUUAGUUUUAAAAGACUACAAAACCGUACCAGACGUGGUGCAUGAAUAUGAGCCUACUUUAAAAUUCGGCCAUAUACCUUUAGUUAUUGAUAAUGGAUCGUACCAGUGCCGUGUGGGUUGGUCAAUAUACGACGAACCUCAUUUAAUAUUCAAGAAUUUAAUAGCAAGACCCCGCAAAGAUAGAGUGAAGAAAGAUGCUGAACCGCCGGUAACGCCGCCAAUUCAGAUCGGAAAUGAUAUCAUUAACAUAGAGGCAGUAAGGUUUCAGCUAAAAACACAAUUCGACAAGAAUGUGGUCACACAUUUUGAGGUGCAGGAGCAAGUCUGUGACUACAUAUUCUCUCACUUGGGCAUAGACAAUGAAGGAAGCGUGCCUCAUCCCAUCGUGAUGACUGAAGCUUUUGUUACACCCAAUUACUGCAGACAGUUGAUGUCAGAGCUGCUAUUUGAAGGCUAUGGAGUGCCAGCAGUGAGCUAUGGAGUGGACUCCCUGUUCAGUAUGUACAGGAAUGACAUUGGAGACACUGCUCUCAUUGUCAACUGCGGCUACCACACUAUACACAUCAUCCCUGUUAUAAGGGGAAAGGUUAUUGAAGAGCAUGCAAGGAGGAUUAAUUUAGGUGGCAGUGAAAUGGUCUGCUACCUCCACAAGCUUCUUCAGCUGAAGUACCCGGUCCACGUAAACGCCAUCACCAUGUCCCGCGCCGAAGAAAUCCUGCAGGAACACUGCACUAUCGCGCUGGACUAUCAGGAGGAAAUCAAGAAGUGGGCUAACCCCGACUACUAUGAGGCCAAUGUGAAGAAAAUACAACUGCCUUAUGUGCAGACAGCUAGCUCUUCAGGUUUGACUGCUGAACAACAAAAGGAGAGAAAGAAAGAGAUGGCACGGAGGCUACUUGAAAUUAAUGCGAGAAAAAGAGAAGAAAGACUAGCAGAAGAUGAGGAACAAUUGAACCAUUUACUUUCACUACAGGAUAUGAUAGAGGGCGGUGACACAGACGAAUUCAACGAGGCUGUCAAAGGGUUGGACUUUAAGAGCUAUGAAGAUCUUCAGAAACAAAUAACAAACCUAAACAUGCGUAUAGAGAAGAACAAGCAACGAAUAGUAGCGGCGGCGACGGCGGACGAGAAUAUAGAAGUCCGUCCGAGCGGCCGCUUCCAACCGCCUUCCGACCCUGAAGCCUUCCAGAUAUGGCUCAACGACACCAGGACUAAGUACCGCGAGCUAGUCACCCGGCGCGAAGCUCGGCGCGCGCGCCGCGCCGCCAUGGUGAAGCGGCGCACCGCGGCCGCCGCCGAGCGCAUGCGCGUCAUCUCACGACUCGCAGCCGCCGGCGACGACUUCGGGAACCAGGAUUCGGACUGGGAUGCUUAUAAGAGCAUCAGCCGUGAAGCUGACUCCGACUCUGAAGCAGAUGGUGAGCGACUUCUGGAGCUAGAAGAGACACUGCGCGAGCACGAGCCGCCGCCGCCCAGCGACCAGAGGCACCAGCUGCACCUGGCUAUUGAACCCUUCAGGGCUCCAGAGCUGAUGUUCCAGCCAUCAAUGCUGGGCAACCUGGAGGCGGGGCUGGCGGAGACGCUGGAGUACGUGUUCAAGCACUUCAGCGCCGAGGACCAGCUGCUGCUCGCCAACAACGUCUUCCUCACGGGGGGCUGCUCGCAAUUCCCUGGUUUAAAAGAAAGACUAGAAAGAGAGCUCCUAGAAAUGCGCCCCUUCCAAUCGACGCAUAAAGUGGUUACCGCCAAAAACGCAAGUCUGGACGCGUGGUACGGCGCUCGCGACUUCGCUGGCAGCAACGAGUUCGAGAACUGGUGUGUGUCCAAGGAAGACUACUAUGAGCUGGGGGGAGAGUAUCUGAAGGAACACUACGCGAGUAACAAGUAUUUCAAGAGCCCUGCGCCGAUUGUUGAUAAUACUUUGGCCCCUGCCGGCGACGCUAAUGUGGUGAAGGAAGAAAUAGUUGUCGACUGUUAGUUUUAAAGUGUGUAUAUAUUCUGUGUUUGAAUUGAAGCUGCAACUUGAAAUGGUAUCAUUUCUAUGGAAUAAACUGAUCUUAUAAAAAACUAAAUGUCUUCUUGUA
Messenger RNA from Leguminivora glycinivorella, 2150 nucleotides. RefSeq names its product actin-related protein 5 (gene Arp5). Gene Ontology annotation, cellular component: Ino80 complex; cytoplasm. Lineage: Eukaryota; Metazoa; Arthropoda; Insecta; Lepidoptera; Tortricidae. Gene Ontology annotation, biological process: regulation of DNA-templated transcription. The transcript is spliced from 12 exons. The coding region runs from base 53 to 2044 and encodes 663 amino acids. The record is from RefSeq and is a predicted model, not a curated record.